Molecule: messenger RNA, 1597 nt
Organism: Megalopta genalis
Lineage: Eukaryota; Metazoa; Arthropoda; Insecta; Hymenoptera; Halictidae
Source: RefSeq, a predicted model, not a curated record
CUUCUCACCCGUGAAAACAUAUCCGAGAUCUGUGGUGCACCUUACACUGUUUUACCAUUAGCUACUUUGAUAUCUGUCGAUUUUAAUAUCCCCAUGUGAAUCAAAAGAAAAGAGGAAGAGGCAUGUGGCACAAAGAAAAUGAUAGAAGGCCAUUUUAAAUUAGGAGAUAAUUGUGUGAUCAUUGAGGAUGUAGUCACUAGCGGUAGCAGUAUCCUAGAGACUGUACAAACUUUAAGAAAAGAGGGUUUGAAGGUAACAGAUGCUCUUGUAGUGAUUGACAGAGAACAGGGUGGCAGAAAGAAUAUUGAAGCUAAUGGUAUAAACAUGUGGAGUUUGUACUCGGUCACCAGUCUCACCAGGUACCUCGUGGAAGGCGACAAGAUUACACCAACGAUAAGAAAAGAUGUACUAAACUACUUGUCGCUAUGUCAAGCUCCUGUUAUCGUUAAUCAAGUUCCAGAAUGCAGACUGAAAAUACCAUUUUACUGUCGCGCUAAUAAGGCUACAAACGAGAUUGCAUCUAAAAUAUUCAAUCUAAUGGAAACAAAACAAUCUACUUUGUGCUUGGCAGCAGACUUGACCAAAGCAGACUCUAUUUUACAAUUAGUAAAUUUGGUAGGACCACACAUUGUGGUACUAAAAACGCACGUAGAUAUAGUAGAAGACUUCAGCUGUGAUUUUAUAAAGCGUUUGCAAGAUUUGGCUAAGAAGCACGAUUUUCUUUUAAUGGAGGACCGGAAGUUCGCGGAUAUCGGCAACACGGUGUCUUUGCAAUACCAAAAGGGUAUUUACAAAAUUGCAGAAUGGACAGAUAUUGUUACUGUGCAUGCGAUAGCAGGAAAGAGCAUUGUAGAUGGAUUAAGAAAUGCGUUAGGAAAUGUUAACGAACCGCGUGGUAUUUUUAUAUUGGCGCAGAUGUCCUCUGAAGGCGCGUUAACAAAUGACGAGUACGUUCAGCAUGCAGUGUCGACCGCACAAAAUUCGAACAUAAUCGCUGGCAUCGUAUGUCAGUCGAAUAUAUUCACGAAUCCAGGUCUCGUUCAGCUGACCCCUGGAGUGAAGCUCGGCCAAAGUUCCGACAAUUUCGGUCAACAGUACAAUACUCCAGAAUCUGUUGUAAAAUCUGGAGCAGAUUUAGCUGUUGUUGGUAGAGGUAUCACCGAGGCAAAAGACAAGUUAGCUGCCGCGUUGGAAUAUAAGAAGGAACUUUGGACUGCUUACAAAAAACGAUUGAAAUAAAAAGUAUUUUUCAAUUAUAAACUAAUAGCAUCAUCCAUGCAGCCUAUCCCUUGCAAACCGUUGUUCUUAGACUUGGCCUGCAACAUGGUCGAGUUUCUGGAUUUGAGGGAGAAAUUGGGAGAUCAAGCCAAGAAGGGCGGCCAGGCUGGACUCGCAGGAUUCGUUAAAGGUUUACGGGGCUGGGGAAAUAAAUGAAACAAGUCUAUUUUAAGCGAAAGAUACUGGAUUUUUGAUGUUAUCGCACGUGGUGCGGUAAUGCGUUUUUAGAAAGGCUCUCAAAUAUCUCGAUGAGCAUCGAGUUUUCAGUUAUACAAACAGCAAUAUUGAUUAAAGGAAAUAAAGAAAUAUUAUUGAUAUA